UCUGUGCCACAAAGAUGUCAUCGUUUCAAAUUUUUUUCGUUUUUGGAAUACUGCUCGUUUCGGGAGCACAGAGACUGAAGUUCGUCGAAGAAUUUGACGUGAUGCCCAAAAUUCUAAGACCAGAACUGGCACCUGGUUUGGAUACCAGUGCGAUGAUCAACGUGAUAGAUGAAAUCAAAAACGUUCUGGAAAGAUAUUGGUUUCGUUCCGUUGUUAUUUUGAUCGAGGAUAAUCUGGCAGUUCUAAAACAGGCGGAAACUUAUUUGCGGAAGAUUAUCGCUUCGUCAAACUCGCUCCCAGUGUUAUCAUUAAUGAAAUUCAAUAGUUCAGGCAUAUCUACUAUUUUGGCGAACGUUUCCAGCUCACACGAUGUUUUUAAUCGCUUUCAAACCAAUACAAAUCUAUAUCCCGUACAAGUGUUAGAACCGGAAGGACGAAAUGCAUUGUUCUACUCCAUUUUAAAGGUUGUAAGGUUAUUUUCGGGAAGUAGUGCCGUUUUAGUGUUCACCAGUCGCGGAACGCAAGAUGAGGAUUUGGCGCAAUUAACCUGGAAAGAAUUAUUGGAGAAUCAAAUUAAGGUAAUUCUUUGGUUGCUAUAGUUGUUUUACGUUCAGUCAGCCAGUCAGCUACAAUUCAAUCCCCCGUCAUUUAAAAGUAUAGCACAAAUACCACCAGCCCACCUGCGCAUAUGUGAUUCUGCCCAAAAUAUAUGCAGCAAAUUUGAUCCAAUCGGUUCGGCUGUUUAGCGGAAAUGAGAGUAGGUACAGAUUUUGUUUGAUUCCGAUUCCUGGAGCUCUAAAAUGUGUAUUGCUCUAAAAAAAAAGUGGGGGGUCAUUUUUACCCCAAUGCAAUACCUCCCGUACCAAUGUGCGUUCCUAAUAAAGUUAAGCGUUUUUUUACAAAAUAUCGCAUUUAAUCAUUCAAAUCACAUGAAACAAUAAUAUAACAAACACGUAGUCCUACUUCGAAUCUUUUUCAUUUUUUGCAUAUUGUGUAGCAUACCCAAAAAUGUAUUGAUUCGUUAAUCCUUCUGUAUUACUUGCUGGGAAAAGAACAAAGAAAUACGACGUUUUGGAACUAGCCUCAAAAUGAGUUAUUUUGGAUUUAUUUGCCAUUUAUUUUUUUUGCCAUUUAAUCUAAUCUUAAUUUUUUAUUCAAUGUCUAAUCUCAAUCUUCAUUAAUAACAAUUACCCAUGCAAUUCCACUGGAUCUGUGACAUCGUAGACACUAAAUUCACACACAUCAACCCUUAAAUAGCGCCAAUAAAGUUUAAACACAUAGACGCUUCAGUUGAUGAAUAAAGGUUUGCCGUUACUUAAGCGUGGACUUAAUAUCAAUCAAAUAUUUGAUAUAAUUAAUGUCCAAACGCCCCUAAAUAAUUUUUGUCUUCGUGCAGUGCCAACCACGAACAGAUAUUUUUAAUUUUCCAGUCAUUUUAAGUAUAUAACAUUUCUCCCAAAUAAGCAAACGGUCCGAAAUGAUUCUUUUGUAGCUAGGUCACUAAAGUCACAAAAUUUAUGUUUCUGGUUAAUAGAACUAAUCACUUUUUGAGAUUUUUGAACUAUAAUUGCAAACUAUAAAUGUGUCUUGCUAAGGUUUAAACACGAUAAUUCCAAAAGCACCCUUAAAGUUUUCACAUUCGUCACGUCAUUCAGACGUCUCUCUACAGGAAGAUAUACACCCUUCUGAGUCUUCUAUUUUUCCAAGCUAACACCAAGAAAGUCUUAAUUGAAAAUGGAUCAAGUUCUGAACGUUUUAUAUU
Molecule: messenger RNA, 1762 nt
Organism: Photinus pyralis (common eastern firefly)
Lineage: Eukaryota; Metazoa; Arthropoda; Insecta; Coleoptera; Lampyridae
Exons: 2
Coding region: 15-599 (194 amino acids)
Source: RefSeq, a predicted model, not a curated record